Molecule: messenger RNA, 1728 nt
Organism: Symbiodinium natans
Lineage: Eukaryota; Dinophyceae; Suessiales; Symbiodiniaceae
Source: the annotation of a GenBank genome assembly
AUGCCCGCGUCGCCGAAGGACUUUACGGAUUUGAGGCAGACGUCGCUGAAAUCCCAAAGGGAGGACGGCCGCCCGAGCCUCUUGAAAAUCCGCUCGGUGGACUCAAAAGAUGUGGACGCUCUCAAUGAAGAGGAGAUGCAGGUGGCUUUUGGCCGCGACAUAUGGACCUAUUUCGCCAUCGUCAGCCUCGGAAAAAUUGGCAGAUGGGAUACGUUGUUCACGAUGCUUCUGGUGCUGGUGAAUGUGGCCAUGCAGGUGGCCUUCGUCAUCAUCCUGAUGUCAGAAUACUUCCUGGAACGACCAUUUGAGGAGAAGAUCGGGUUCGCAAGGGUCUGGCGCACGAGCGUGGGACACGACGCGAGGCACAUGGACCUGGCUCAGACGAGCUUGGUCUCACGGGUUUGCCGAGGAGACGGUUCCCUUAUCGUAUCCACGAUCCAGGCUGAACUCGUGGAGCAAAUCAACAAGUUUUUAGGCCUUGGCGAUGACGAUUUUGAGCCCAGCGCCUUUAGCCCAGGUACGAUGCUCAGUGUUCUGUGCAUCCUUCUUUGGAGCUUGCGAGUUUACAAAGAUCUUCGACGUUUGGGGCUGGUCCUUGAGGCUUGGUCAUAUCUUCCCAGAGCUGACGACACGGUGCUCGACGAAGAGAACGGCUUCAAAGUGAUCUCCGAGAAUCGCUACUAUGGAUUCGGGACCGUCUCAUUGUUUCGCUUUGGCAUGGAUGUUAUGCUGCUAGUUGCUGGGGUCCGCCUCUUGGCGUCCACAACAUCCAUCUCAAGUUUGAUUCUGGAUGCCGUCGCCCUGGAGGCGAUCUUGGACAUCGACGACUUUUUGUUCUAUGCCCUGGCACCCAUGAGUAGCCGGCUGGCCAUCCAAAGCAUUCAGCCGAUGAAGGUGAAGAUCAGUCCGAGCAGGAGCCAGGUGGAGUCGUCAUUCAACUUUUGUUUGCUGGCCUGUGCCCUGCUGUUGCCGUACCUCUUCAUGCUAAAACCUCUGGGCGAGUCCAUGAGCACGGUCAAGUUCGAGCUGUGCGGUGGAAUGCAAGAGUUCGUGGUCUCAUACAACCAGGACAUUCAGAUGACCUACGCCCUGCAGACGGUGCCGGAGAGGGGCGUCGAGCUGUUUCCAAGCGAAGUGGCUGUGAAUGACUUCAAACACAGCUCCGACGCCUUGCCAAGAUACAUGGUCUUCUCGCCGACUUCGCAGGCCUUUGACGCGGAUCGGGUCAGGCCCAUGAGCGAGGAGGCGGAAGUCUUCCCCAUCUGCUUCGAGACCCAGGUCUUGCAAGAGACAGGCCGGGUCUUCCGGGAUCCCGUGGCCAUGUCCCUGAUCGAGCCGCGCUUUCAGUCUGCCGUCGCCCUCUGGGGCCGGAAUGCCACCAGUUGCGAGGAGAUGCGCGACCUCUGUGACCAUCCGGACGCCCGAAUGCUGCGCUAUGUGUGCGGUGGGACCUGUGGCUGUGCCUCCCCCGGUGCGUCGAGCUGGUACAAGGUGCCUCGUCAAGGUUGCUCAAGUAGCUGCCUCCUUGAGGCGGAGGCGAGCAUGGCCUGCAGUGACGUGGCGCCCACGGCUCCAGGGUGGCAGUCGUUUUGGAUGAACUACGUGCCUGUCAUCUCCUCGUUUUUUGGUUGUGAAGACAACGACAUCAUCGUCUAUCAGACGCCACGAUUGGCUUUUAAAGUCGUCUCAGAACUUGGAGCGGACACUUCGGGAAAUCCGACUGUUUAA